CUUGUCGUAUCAAUACUUUACAGGCAAAAAAAAAAUGCAAGAGACAAGAAACUAAUAAAUUUAUAAUCGAAAAAGAAAACACCAUUAACUUUACCAAUAUUACUGAUUAUAUUUAUUAUGCGCUUUUGGAGUAUAAAAAUUUGAAUGACGAGCUUGAAGAACAAGCCUCUUUUCAGCUUCAUUUUGAUAUCAACUUUGAUUCUCUUAAUAAAAAUAUCCUAACUGAUAUUACUAUUAAAGAAAAAAAUUUACAUAUUGCCGAUCUAGUAGUUAAUGCAAUUAGCGAUA
Racocetra persica is the source of this 288-nucleotide messenger RNA. The record is from the annotation of a GenBank genome assembly. Lineage: Eukaryota; Fungi; Glomeromycota; Glomeromycetes; Diversisporales; Gigasporaceae.